This is a messenger RNA of Zychaea mexicana, 1629 nucleotides long. RefSeq lists its product as uncharacterized. NCBI's taxonomy places the organism in Eukaryota, Fungi, Mucoromycota, Mucoromycetes, Mucorales, Lichtheimiaceae. The record is from RefSeq and is a predicted model, not a curated record. The transcript is spliced from 8 exons. The coding region runs from base 97 to 1215 and encodes 372 amino acids.
GUUUUCUUUUCUCUUUUCUUUCUCUUCAGACUUUGUUAUUUCUCCCUUAGUUGUGAAGGAAGCAAAAAACAGGCAAUAGCAGCAAUCCUUGUUCUUAUGACGACUGAUUCAAUCUUAAUUCUCGGUGGGGUGGGAUUUAUUGGCCGCCAUUUUGUGCAUUAUGUCGUGCAGAAUAAUCUCGCGCAAUAUGUUUGCGUUGUGGACAAGGUCCUUCCCCAAACAGCCUAUCUGUCCGAGGCGCAUAAGGCGUCAUUUGAGAAAGUUGAAUUCCGACAAGGCAACUUGAUUCACCCAGCUUCAGUGGCAAAUUGCUUUACCAAAGCCGAUGGUACAGAGUUCGACUAUGUGUUCAACUUUGCUGCAGAAACCAAAUACUCGCAGGUUUCGGAGGUCUAUCAAGAGCGUAUUGUACAGUUGUCUGCUAACUGCGCAAAAGAAGCCGCGAAGCGCAAGGUCAAGGUCUUCACCUGCAUGUCAACUGCUGAAAUCUACGAUAACGAUCAGGGUGCAUCGACAGAAACUUCCAAAGUCAAGCCAUGGACAACGAUUGCGAAAUACAAGCAUCGUGCUGAAGAAGAGCUUGGAAAGAUCGAGGGAUUGAAUCUCGUCGUUCUGCGACCUUCCCUCGUAUAUGGUACUGGUGCAUUGCUUGGCUUGACGCCACGCCUUAUCAUUGGUCGAGUGUACAAGCAUCUCAAUGAGGAAAUGAAGUUGUUAUGGUCAAAAGAUCUCAAGCUGAACACAGUGCAUGUGGAUGAUGUGGUUAGAGCAACCUGGCAUGCUGCUAAAUGGUAUGUGGACACGGGUAAAAAGCCGGAAGACGAUACUCCCUUUUUCAACUUAGCAGAUAAGCAAGAUACAGAUCAAGAGACGAUUAAUAAGCAUUUGCGCGAUAUCUUUGGUAUCGAAACGGGUUACCAUGGUACUGUUGUUUCAAGUUUUGCAAAGUUGAAUCUGGAUUCGGUUACUGAAGAUGUGAACGAGAAGCAUUUGGCGCCUUGGGCCGAGCUUUUGAAAAAAGCGGAUAUUCACACUUCCCCUCUGUCGCCGUAUUUGGAUGAGGAGUUGCUGUACAAUAAUGCAUUGUCGGUUGAUGGCUCCAAGAUCGAACGAGAAACAGGGUUCUCUUACAGCGUGCCCAAGCUGACCAAGGAACGGCUGGUUGAAAUUAUUGACGAUUACAAGGCGCGAAACUUUUGGCCAGCAGAAGAUUAGAAUUUUUCUCCUCUCUCCCUUCUUUCCGAGCUAUACCCUCUCUCUCAAUUAAACAAGUAAUUCCACUUCAACCAACUAGUAUACAAAGACAUACACAAGUGCGCGCCCUUUCUCGCUCCUUACUUUUUCUAAAAAAAGCAAAAACGCAGGUCGUAAAAUACAUCAUACACGUAUAAACCUACAAACUAUCUUUACCCCCUGCGUACGACGAUAAUUUUGGCUUAUAGUAUAAGAUGUAGUACAUGUACUGUGCAAUAUAUCAGAGAAAUCUUCGUGCUACUGUACUGGCUACAUUUGUUUUGUUUGACAAUAUGUACAGUAAUGCAAUAUUUGCCGAUUAUCUUGGUUCAAUGAAAUGCAUGUACGUCUGACAAUGUACUGUAUCUCCAAGGAAUAGAUUGGUUUGUAUGUAUC